AUGUUUUCACGUUCUGUCGAAUUCGAACGUCGAACAUUAUUAGUACAAUUUAUCAGUGUUAAACCUUUAACAUUCUAUUCAACAGCCGAUGGUACAGAUUUAGUUCAAGAUAUAUUACGAGGUGAAUUAAGCCGAUCAGAUGCUGAUAUACUUGGACAAGAAGGUUCAUUAUCACUCGAUGAUAAUGGCGAAUUUCUUUCGUUUGAACCAACAGAUACGAAAAAUCGAACAUUACAUUUGCCAAUAGAACAUUUAGCAUAUUGUGGCGCUUUAAGACGUAUUCGCCGUGAUAAAUCCGAUGAACGUAAUCAAGAUCAAAUUAAAUUACGUGAAUAUGAAAAUGUUGAUUUAGCCAAUCGUUAUCCUCAACAUAUUACGGGUCCGCCUAUAUUCGUUGCAAUUUUUCAUGGUUUCGACAAUGCACUUUGUUAUACAUUUGUAACACAAAGUUCGGAUGAUGCUUGUAUUUUAGUUUUGAAACUUAUGAAAGUCUUUCGACAAUAUGAACAAAAAUUAAGAAUGCAAAAUCAAGAUGCUGCCACUUCAUCCAUCAAUAAUAAUGGACCGGUGCCUUCGACUGUUGUCAUCGAUCAAGGAGAUCCUUUACAGUAUAUGUCACAGGCAUCCAUCUUUGAUAAUACACAAAUAUUAUCACCACCUUCGUAUAUUCAACUUCCUCAUACGAUAAGAAAUAUGUGUAAUCAAAAUUUGUUUCCAGGUCAGCCUAUGGUAUCAUCUUCAGCUCAUGUUUCUCCGUAUGCUGAUACUUUGCCCACAGCAUCGUCUGGAACAUCCUAUCCUGCAAGCAUUCCAGCCACGAUUUUUAUACGUAACCAAGAUACUUGUGUUUGUUGCCCUUCGCCAUAUUCUAUUGUUCGACAAGAAAAUAUUCGUUGUGAUGGAUCAUAUUGUACACAAUGUCGUUUACCAGUUUCUUCAUGUAGUUGCAUAAUGCAUAACCCAUUAUCGUUACCAGAUUGUUAUUGA
Molecule: messenger RNA, 987 nt
Organism: Rotaria socialis
Lineage: Eukaryota; Metazoa; Rotifera; Eurotatoria; Philodinida; Philodinidae
Source: the annotation of a GenBank genome assembly